This is a messenger RNA of Ostrinia furnacalis (Asian corn borer), 648 nucleotides long. RefSeq names its product mitochondrial ribosomal protein L41 (gene mRpL41). The coding region runs from base 102 to 590 and encodes 162 amino acids. Gene Ontology annotation, molecular function: structural constituent of ribosome. NCBI's taxonomy places the organism in Eukaryota, Metazoa, Arthropoda, Insecta, Lepidoptera, Crambidae. Gene Ontology annotation, biological process: translation. Gene Ontology annotation, cellular component: mitochondrial large ribosomal subunit. The record is from RefSeq and is a predicted model, not a curated record. The transcript has a single exon.
AAAAAUGCCAAAGUGACAACUAACCUAAAAAAUUUAUGAAAUCAAAAUAAUUUGGCUUUUUGCAGUAUUUUGGUUCUUUUGGCAAAGAUAAACUGAGCAAAAUGUCCAAAAUUUCUAAUUUGAUCAACUUCUUUUCUAAAAGAACUAUCUCCUUGUCAGCACCUAGAGAAGGUAAGAGGAAUUUUAGGAAAUUUGUAAUUCCUAAUAAAAGGGGUUCUCGCAUACACAAAAAACAGCAAAUGGGUGAAAAUCCUGAACUGCCAGUGGACAGGAGAGGUGUGCGUGAAACAGGUUACAGGCUCAAUGGGCGAUUUGUGAAUGUUCCUGAAAUGAUACCAGAAUUGAUUGUACCUGACCUGAAAAACUGUGACCUAAAGCCCUAUGUCUCGUAUAGAGCUGCUGAUGUUAUACAGAGUGAAUUCACAGCACAACAGUUGUUCGACGCAGUCUAUAGCAAAAAGAUAGUCACUGAUUACAAAGAAGGAAAGUUGGAUGUAGAAGGAAACCCGUUAGAACCAUCAAAAGAAGAAAAAUUGCAACCGGAAGAGGCUGUGGCUGCUGCCAGAAGAACAGGCUCUGACUUACUUUGAAUAAUUUGUUGUUUAUGUAGUAAUAUAGCUGUAAAUAAUUAAAAUGUUAGGUAAAUUA